UCAUCUCGUAUGCAGCGUGACCCAGAGAACUCUUUCUCUUACUCAGACUGGCAGGACCUCGUUAAUACCCUGUUGAAAAUUGAGCGUGCACUAGGUCGCCCUGCCUGUACUUUCUACUCCAUUUGAGAAGCCGUCUUCUCUCUCAAUCUUGUCCCAAAUAAUCAUGCAUACCACUUCGAUAUGGACGCCGUGCUCUGGAUGCCCAUGCCCAGACCAUCACUUGCCAUCUUGCACCUUCCCCGUCGAACCAUCUCUCUCAGAUGAUCCCCAGUGGACGCACCUCACGCGUUCGAACAACCCGCCUUCACAGUAUGAAGAGUUCGUACUGUCUGGUAUGAUAUCAGCAUACGAUCAACAGAUUAAAGACAUUGACAUGGAGAAGUCCAAUCUCGAAGCCUUCUCCCUCUCCCUGAAGGCCCAGAUCAUCGCUGUUUUCCAAAGGAUGGAUGUGCUGCGCCAGGAGCGCGCACGAGUUACAGAGGCAGUCCGCCAAAGGCAGAAUCUUCUUAAUCCUGUCCGGCGCCUCCCCCCGGAGAUACUCAAUCAUAUCUUUCUCGAUACCAUCGAUUUCCCGGUGCCGAGGACGCUGAUCAUCCAGGAGGAAGAGGAUGACUCCAAGCUAUCCGAUUGGAAAUUUACACCCACAGAGAGCUCUUUGUGGUCAAUUACAGAAGUUUCUAAAAAGUGGAGGAGCGCGUCUCUUUCAUCCCCGAGACUCUGGUCUUAUGUCAAUAUCGUAAUCACCGACUCAAAUUUUGACGACCAUUCUUAUAUUCGACAACUUGGUCUACAGUUGGACCGCUCGGCAAGAUAUCCCUUGUCAAUUUCGAUAUGCCGUAUGGCGAAGGAUUUUUUGCCACAAGACCUCCCUCCGCAGUUGGUGGCUAUCAUGUUUUCAUUUUCCAGUUGCAUUCGAGAACUCCAUCUCUACGUUACCGCACACAUGUUUUCGCAAAUGAGCGACAUGCGGUUAUCCUUACCAUCUUUGGAAUAUUUGGUCCUCCUUCGUCAGGAUGGAGGAAUCUUGGGAACAAUCGACCGCUUGCGUUUGUUCUCGUCCACUCCAAAAUUACAAUCGCUCGAUGUAAUAGAUUGGGAAGGCGACCUUGAGCUUCCUCGGAACCAAGUAAAGAAGUAUUUCAGCGACCAUAAGUGCAUAGGAUCUCAACAUCCUUACCCUCUUGACAGGGUGCAUCAUCAUCUGAAUACUCUCAGAAAGUUCCAACAGGUGGAAGAAUGUGCUCUAAGGUUGGGUCGUGUAUCACAUCGGCGGGAUUUUGGGGACAAUUUUUAUCCUCUCAUCUGUCCGCAGCUGCGUGUGUUGGUUCUCUCCUCUUGGAUCAUUGACCGUACCGCAAAGUAUUCUGCCUUUGGACAAGUCGCUAAGAGACUUUUUUUGCCAGCGCUUUCCGCGCUGAAGGUCGCAUGCUCUCAAAAAGACAAAUGCGAAGCGCAGGAUGUCUUUUCUUCGAUAUGUCGUCUUCUCCAACGUUCGCAAUCCCCGAUUACCGUACUACACUUCGACCACGGUCAUGUUCGCACCAAAGAUUUACUCCAGCUAUUCCAUACUGCACCCUUUCUUGAGGAUUUGCGACUAACACGCCUAGGCGCAGGUCCUGUCUUCACCGACGAGGUCGUAGAAAAGCUCACCGUCGACCAUGUUUCCUCGGAUGACCCGCUUCUUCCCCGCUUGCAUACUCUGUAUAUACCCAGUGGAGAUUUUAGCACAUCAUACAUUGUCCGUAUGGUUCGCUCUCGUAGGAGUGGUGGAAAUUCUGGCCGAGUUGAACCCUUACAAACUCUUCGAUUUUGUUUCUCAGGCCCGCGUCCUGUCUAUGACCCUGCAAUGGACGAACUUAAGGAGUACUACGCCGAAGGAUUCUCUUUAGGUACAUGUUAUAUUGAUCCAUGAUAACCACAUAGUUUUCAGCACCGGAAUAUAUAUUGUUCCCUUUGAAAACGAUUGGUCUAGACUCACUUCUUUGUCAUUCCGCCAUCUCGUGCUCGUUACCACCGAAUAACCCAAUGCCAUGCCUUCGAUAAGCGCAUUAUCUGGACUUCGCAAAGACCACGAAAAAAACAC
This is a messenger RNA of Desarmillaria tabescens, 2083 nucleotides long. RefSeq lists its product as uncharacterized. NCBI's taxonomy places the organism in Eukaryota, Fungi, Basidiomycota, Agaricomycetes, Agaricales, Physalacriaceae. The record is from RefSeq and is a predicted model, not a curated record. Bases 164 to 1912 code for a protein of 582 amino acids. The transcript is spliced from 2 exons.